AUGGCAUUCGUCACCAAGAAAGAUUCUGGCGUGAAGACCGUUGUGAAGGGCUUCCUCACUGGAGGCACACAGGCGGCCAUCACCUACCCUACGGAGUACGUGAAAACGCAACUCCAACUGCAGUCGAAGACGAACCCCGAGUACUCCGGCAUCAUCGACUGCGCCAAGAAGACCAUCGAUCAGCAUGGAGUGAAGGGCUUGUAUCGAGGAGCCGGCGUGCGCAUCAUCGGUGCAGGAUUUCAGCAAAUGUGCAGGUGGGGCGCCUAUACUAAUCUUACGCAGAUCUUCCGUGACGAGAAGACAGGCAAGCUCAGCCAAUCCAUGAACGUGAUUUGCGGCCUCGGUGCCGGUAUUUGUGAAGCUGUCUUCGCUGUUACCCCGGUGGAGACUGUGAAGACCCGCGUCACCGACGACCAGAGAAGGGGCACCGGCAACUACAAGGUCGCCUAG
Messenger RNA from Symbiodinium sp. CCMP2456, 450 nucleotides. NCBI's taxonomy places the organism in Eukaryota, Dinophyceae, Suessiales, Symbiodiniaceae. The record is from the annotation of a GenBank genome assembly.